AUGGAGAGCAGCGAUGACACCGAGGAGCCCCCACUGCCCCUGGCCCUGAGCAGCUUCCAGGUCUCCGAGGAGUUUGGCUUCCUGCUUCCCGACCCUCUGACAGAGCUGCCUGCACCCUACGGCCCCUGGAUGGACCUGGCCCACGAGCUGCCCCAGCUCAUCACCAGCCAUCAGCUCCGCUCACGCGUUCACCAGAUGCCGCAGCUGAGCACCCAGCACCUGCAGGGACGUGAGGAGCUGCACUUGGCACACCUGGUGCUCAGCUUCAUCACCAUGGGCUACGUCUGGCAGGAGGGCGAGGAGGGCACCGUGCAGGUCCUGCCCCGAAAUCUCGCUGUCCCCUACUGGGAGGUGUCCCAGGCCCUGGGCCUCCCGCCCAUCCUCAGCCACGCAGACUUUGUGUUGGCCAACUGGAGGAGGAAGGACCCCAACGGGCCUUUGGAAAUUGAGAACCUGGACACGAUAAUCACACUGCCUGGGGGAGAGAGCCUGCGGGGCUUCAUCCUUGUCACCCUGCUUGUAGAGAAGGCAGCUGUGCCUGGCAUUAAGGCCAUCGUGCAGGCCCUGGGUGCCAUCCUGCAGAGGGACGAGGAGUCCCUGCACAGAGCCCUGCAGGAGCUGGCCGGGGCCAUCGGGGCCAUGAGUGAGGCGCUGAGGAGGAUGCACGACUAUGUGGAUCCAGAAGUCUUCUACUCUGUGAUCCGGAUCUUUCUCUCUGGCUGGAAGGACAACCCUGCCAUGCCUCACGGGCUCAUCUACGAGGGGGUGUCCCCGGAGCCCCUGGCGUUCUCGGGGGGCAGCGCGGCACAGAGCACGGUCCUGCACGCCUUCGACGAGCUCCUGGGCAUCUGCCACCGCCAGGACACAGCUGCCUUCCUGCACAGGAUGAGGGACUACAUGCCGCGGCCCCACCGAGCCUUCGUGCAGGAGCUGCGUGGCGCGGUGUCCCUGAGGCAGCACGUGCUGUCCUCGGGGGACGCGCGCCUCCGCGCCGCCUUCAACCGCUGCGUGGGCGCGCUCACGGACUUCAGGUCCCUGCACAUCGCCAUCGUCACCAAGUACAUCGCCAUCGCGGCGGCCAGGGCCAGGGCCAGGCGGGCACAGCCCAGCGCCAGGGCCGGCCCCUCUGCGGGCAAGCCCCCGGCCGCCCUGGAGGGCAAAGGCACCGGCGGGUCCCACAUCUUCAGCUUCCUGAAGAGCAUCAGGGACACCACCAGGGAGGGCAUGAUAAGUGCCUGACCCACCCCGAGGGCUGCCCAGAGCGGGGGCAGGAGGCCGAGGGGCUUGGGUGUCUGUGAGCAAGGCACAAGCCAAGAUCCAGAACCUUCCACCAGCUGCAGCUUCCCAGCCCUGCACGUGUGGGACACGAGGAACGCGCUCGGGGCUGUUGGGAGAGAACAGCGCUGCUGCUGCUGCUGCUGCUGCUGCUGCUGCUGCCUCCCCCAGCAGCACAGAGCGAGCUCAGCAUCCUCCCCUGGUACUGACACAGGCUCAGCAUCCUCCCCUGGCACCGACACAGGCUCAGCAUCCUCCCCUGGCACCGACGGCAGCGCAUCACCCCGGGCCCAGGCAAGGGCUGUGUCCCUCCCAGCCCCGCUCCUGCCCCGCUGCCCCGGGCGGGGGGCGCAGCUCGGAC
Molecule: messenger RNA, 1636 nt
Organism: Catharus ustulatus (Swainson's thrush)
Lineage: Eukaryota; Metazoa; Chordata; Aves; Passeriformes; Turdidae
Product: indoleamine 2,3-dioxygenase 2
Exons: 10
Coding region: 1-1239 (412 amino acids)
Biological process (GO): 'de novo' NAD+ biosynthetic process from L-tryptophan
Cellular component (GO): cytoplasm
Molecular function (GO): L-tryptophan 2,3-dioxygenase activity; heme binding; indoleamine 2,3-dioxygenase activity
Source: RefSeq, a predicted model, not a curated record